GUGGAACUCGUCCUCAGUUGUACUAAGACAGUUGAAUGGUUGAGACUUGCACGGCGAGGCAAUCAAGAAUGUACAAUGAUGUUUCUAUCAAUGUCUUCAGAAUCGUCGUCGAUCUUCUUCGCCCAAGCAGAUACAUUGAACUAGAAGUGGUGGAGUUGAGAGACGAAUCAUUCACAUUCAUCAUCACGUGUAGAGUUUGAGCUUCGUCCAAGGAGAUACAUUGGACUAGAAGGGGUGGAGUUGAGAGACGAAUCAUUCACAUUCCUCAUCACGUGUAGAGUUUGAGCUUCGUCCAAGGAGAUACAUUGGACUAGAAGGGGUGGAGUUGAGAGACGAAUCAUUCACAUUCCUCAUCACGUGUAGAGUUUGAGCUUCGUCCAAGGAUGUCACGUACCAUACCAUGGAAAUUGAAGAUGGUUACAAGAGAAGACUGGGAGCAGAAAUUGGCUGCAGCGGACGUGAGGAAGGAAGAUAUGAACAAACUAAUCAUGGAUUUCUUUCUCACUCAAGGUUACAUCGGAGCAGCUAAGCAAUUUCAGAUCGAGUCUGGGACGGAGCCAAACAUGAGCUUUGAGGAUGUGAGAAAGAGGAUGGAAAUUCGGAAUGCGGUGUGGAGAGGGGAUGUGGAGGAAGGAAUCAUGAAAGCAAAUGAGCUGAACCCGGAUAUUUUGGAUAGCAAUCCUCAAUUGUCUUUCGACUUGCAGCAGCAACAUGUGAUCGAGCUUAUCCGUGAAAGCAGAGUGAUGGAAGCACUGGAAUGUGCUCAAGAGAAUCUCGCGCCCUACUGCAUAGAACCGGAUGAUACUUUCUUCCGAGAGUUGGAGCGGACGGUGGUUUUGUUGGCCUUCAAAGAUCCAGCUUCUUGUCCGGUCGGAGAGUUGAUGGAUAUUAAGAAACGGGAGCAAGCAGCCAUGGAGAUCGACCAUGCUAUUCUCAUGAGCCAGGGUCACGAACGGGAUCCUAAGCUACAUUUCCUUUUGAAACUACUGGUAUGGGCGCAAACCAAACUGGGCGAGAAAGCUUCCUAUCCCCGUAUCGAUCACAUUUCUAAAGCACUGUAUGAACAUGAAGAUUGUUCGCGACGUUGAAAGUUGUGGUUGCAUGUUCUAGCUACAACUUUGAUGAGAUAUCUAUCUUUGUGGGGAUUUAUUAACAGUUCUAUCAUCUUCAAGGAACAUAGUAAGGCAACCGUGGGACUAUGUGUAGGUCCCCUUCUCUAAUAAGGUUCUUAUCAUCUCGAUAUACCACUUAUAUAUUUGAUAGACAUAUGUAUAUUUC
Messenger RNA from Marchantia polymorpha subsp. ruderalis, 1278 nucleotides. The record is from the annotation of a GenBank genome assembly. NCBI's taxonomy places the organism in Eukaryota, Viridiplantae, Streptophyta, Marchantiopsida, Marchantiales, Marchantiaceae.